GGGCGAGUGUUCUGUAGCGGAGUGUUUUGUUCUUCCAGUAGAGUUUUGUCUGCGCCGUGGUACGUAACGUACGCCCGCUGUUGAGUGCUCGGUUUCGCGCGAUAUUUGAUAUUGGAUCAAUCUGACCGGUGACCGAUACCACGUGCUCGCCGAUUACAGAAUAUGGGGUACCACGUGUUGCUGCUAUGCGCGUGGCUGGGCUCAGCCAGCGCUAUACUGGAAGUCGUGAGCCAGUGGAACGUGAUGCAGUUCGACUUCCCACCGGAUCCGGUGCUGCUAGAGAAGUUCCAGCCAGAGAACACAGUGGCCACGGGGUUGGAGAUCGGAUGGGACAGAAUCUACUUGGGUAUACCACGAUUGCGCGCCGGCGUGCCCGCCACGCUCGCCUGGAUUCCGCGGAGCUUGCCGCCUGGUGUCAGUCCCGUCCUUCAGGCGUACCCUGACUGGUCGUGGCACACGGCCGGCCGCGGCGACAUUAACUGUACCGGGCUGGUGUCCGUGUACCGCAUCAGGGCCGACCGCUGCAACCGUCUCUGGGUCCUGGACGCCGGCGUCGUCACCAGCCUCGACGACUUCCGCCGCGUCUGCCCCCCCAAGAUACUCAUCUUCGACAUGGCUACCGACCGCCUGGUGCGAAGCGUGUACUUCCCCCGUGAGCUGCUGCGGCCAAGCUCCUUGCUGACCAACCUGGUACUCGACGAGACCCGCUCCAGCGCUCGCCUCGCCUCCAACUGCGAUAACAUCUUCGCCUACAUUAGUGACACUGUCGCGCCAGGUAUCAUCGUGUAUGACGGGCACCGCGACAACGCAUGGCGCGUGACCCACGCCUCCAUGUAUCCCGACCCUGACAUGGGGGAGUACGACAUCAACGGGGAAAGGUUUACGUUGAUGGACGGCAUCGUCGGUCUGGCGCACUCGCCGGCCCAGGGUCUGCUGUAUUACCAGCCUUUGGCCACUGACAGACUAUUCAGCGUGUCCACCGCAGUUCUAGCGGCAGGCCCCCCCGCCGAGGGCACCGACUUGCCCGUGAACCUCGUGGGCCGUAAGUCCUCGCAAGGGCUCGGCAUCGCCGUCGACCCUCGCGACGACACGAUCAUCUUCAGCCCCAUCGUCGAGACGGCCAUCGCUGCUUGGAAUCCUAUCAGCAACUCGCAUAGAGUGCUCGCCCAAGACCCGGAGAAGCUGCAAUUCUGCGCGGAGGUGCGAUGGGCCGAGCGCGACAAUGGCGCCGUGUGGGCCCUCUCCACGCGCUUCCACAAGUACUUCAAGAGACAAGUCAACAAACACGAGAUACACAUACGUAUCGUUCGCGUCGUGGAAGGGGGAUUCCCCUCGUUGCAGCCGCACGUCCUGCGCCGUUCCGCUCGGCGUCAUAGAAACUUCAACGCCACACUGCACUAAUAACAAUCCCAACUAAAUACUAAAUUAUUUUGUUCUUGCACGCAGCAGGAUACUCGUUAGCAAUAUAAAGUACCUAUUGGUACAUUUGGAGCCUACGUACCAAGAGACGAAUAUUUUACGUCAGCGGUAUCAUGAUUUGCUCUGCUGUAUGAUAUACGUGCAAAGAAAACAACAAAUGUACACCUAAAUGAACAAGUUUGCGAUUGCCUAGUACGUUUAAUUUAAUUAGAGUUACACCAUAAUAAGUCUGCAAUGAUUUUGAUAGCAUACGCAGUGCAAGUGUUAUUUAUACGAGUACGUCAUAAUUUCGUAGAAGUUUGCAGUUCAAAAUCGUUACAGACUUAUCUUGGACUAACUCUUAUGUAUUGCUGCAAAAUAAGGAAGCGUUAUAGUUUCAUCGCAACAAAUUGGCCGUCAAAAGUCAAAACAAAUAAAAAUAUUGGAAAGAGAAAGAGCUCAAACCAAAGUAUUUAAUAUUUGGCGAUAACAAAGCGAUGAAUGACAUAAUCUUUUUUAGGGCUUAGUACAAGAGUGACCACGAAAAUCUAAAGCCUAUAUGACAGGUGUAGGAAUUUAAGAAUAUUACUGAUAUUAAUUUGUCUACCUGUCAUAUUAUUAAAAAAGAGAAACGGUUCCAUUGAUUAUUUUAUUGGACAAAGAGUGCGACAGACAAAUAUGACCAGUAAGGUGGUGGCACCAGUAAUGGACAAGAACCAAUUAUGGACAUUUUUUUACUGUACUAAAUUUUUUUUAAACAGACUAUAUUUUUAAAGUAGGUAAUAAUACUUUGUUCGGGUAACUGAUGGCCAAAAUAACUAGUAAAGAUCAUAAAUGGUGGGCGAUAAGGCAUUACAACUUUGCUGUCCAUUACCUACUGAGUACUACUGUCCAUGACUGGUGCCGUUUUUUUUUUAUUCCGAAGACUAUGACAUGUCUGCAUGAAAUGUCAUUUUAGUCUACGGAAUAAAAAAUAGACUAUAGUUAUUUUUUUCCCACAGAGGCUUUUCGACAUAGCAGGCUUUUGAAAUGCUACAUUUCACCUUGGAUUAAAUAUGGUUUGCCUGAUUUUUUAAAUAUGGACGAUAGUGGACAACCGAUUCUCCAUACAAACGUAAUCCCGUUUUCCUCGCUGGGGCCUUUUUUUUCAGUUUUAUAAUUACAUAUUAUAAGAGUUAGGGUUAAGGAGCUCUCAAAAAUUUGUAUGAAAUUUGUUUCUCGC
Molecule: messenger RNA, 2620 nt
Organism: Cydia strobilella
Lineage: Eukaryota; Metazoa; Arthropoda; Insecta; Lepidoptera; Tortricidae
Product: protein yellow-like
Exons: 8
Coding region: 163-1401 (412 amino acids)
Cellular component (GO): extracellular region
Source: RefSeq, a predicted model, not a curated record